This is a messenger RNA of Psammomys obesus (fat sand rat), 1353 nucleotides long. It is a transcript of the gene CUNH6orf136, whose product is annotated as chromosome unknown C6orf136 homolog. The record is from RefSeq and is a predicted model, not a curated record. NCBI's taxonomy places the organism in Eukaryota, Metazoa, Chordata, Mammalia, Rodentia, Muridae. Bases 202 to 1167 code for a protein of 321 amino acids. The transcript has 6 exons.
GGGCGGAGAGGCCGGAACCUGCCGAGCGAGCGCGCCGGGCCCGCGGCUCCCUCCGCGGCUCCCUCCGAGGCCCGCUCCGUGGCCCGCUCGGCCCGUGGCGCGGCUCGGGCGCUGCCACGCCCCCGGCAGGGCCGCCCCUGGAGGUCCCCCUGCCCCGGGAGCUUUCGGGGCCCAGGGACUUGGAAUCAGGCUUGACCUAGGAUGACCUGCCAUCCUAGUGACACCGUUAGCGACGGGAAAGUUCGCCCUUCAGCAGUCGGCCAGGACUGUGGUCUAACGGGGCCUAAAGAGCAGCUUUCUCCUCGGACCCUACCAUUCCCAGCCCUCUGGCCCCACUGCACUCCGCCUGCUUCUUCGUCUUUUCCUCUUCUCUGGUCACUCCCACCCCCACAUCCUCCCACCCACCCUCUUCCCCAGGCUCCUGCACCACCUCUGUCUCAGGUCCAGGCCCUCAACUCAUCCUGUGGUGUGGGUCUUCCUCUGGGAAGGAGGGAGGAGGGACCAGGACCGGAACUGCACAGUGGUUGUCUGGAUGGGCUUAGGAGCCUUUUUGAAGGACCUCCUUGCCCCUAUCCCGGGUCUUUGAUGCCUUUCCAAGCCCCUGGAGCUUCCCAACCUUCCCCUGCCUCCCCAUCAGGAGACCAGAGUAUGGAGGAGCAUCUGGCUGUCAUGUACGAGAAGCUGAGACAAGAGCUUCCCACCCUCUUCCUUCACUCCCACGACUACACUCUGUACUCCAUGGAUGUGGAAUUCAUCAACGAGAUCCUGAACAUUCGAACCAAGGGGCGGACAUGGUACAUUAUAUCCCUGACCCUUUGUCGCUUCCUGGCAUGGAACUAUUUUGCACAGUUUCGGUUGGAGGUUCUACAGCUGACGCGCCACCCUGAGAACUGGACCCUGCAAGCCCGCUGGCGUCUAGUAGGUCUGCCCAUACACAUGCUCUUCCUGCGUUUCUACAGGCGUGAUAAAGAGGAGCUGUACCGGACCUUUGACGCCUACUCUACCUUCUACUUGAACUCCAGUGGCCUCAUCUAUCGCCAUCACCUAGACAAGCUGAUGCCUUCACACUCGCCAUCAACGCCUGUGAAAAAGCUGCUAGUGGGAGCUCUGGUGGCCCUAGGGUUGUCAGAACCAGAGCCCAGCUUCCACCUGUGUUCCAAGGCCUGAUCCACUGGAGGCCUUCACUGGAGUGAAGGCAGCACUGACGACUUUGCUACGCACAAAAGGAGGUGAAGGCGGACAAGACUGUCCAGAGCCAGCCGCCCUCACUCUCCCCUCCUCCCCUCUGCCCGUCUCAUGCUGUGUAAAGCUGCUGUGUAAUUUAAUUUGUAAAUAAUAAAGUUUAAACAAUGA